AUGUCUAUCAAUAUUACCUAUGUGAUGUGGCUGCGCAUGGAAUUCGACUCGUUCGAAGUCGUUAAGGAAAAUAGUCUUCACGUUGCUGGUCGCCACCCACGAUUAACAUUGCGUAAUUUGAUCCUGAAGCCCUCAUGGAACUGUCUUGCAGCUGCUAAGCAUCUCAACGCAUCUCAACGCGGCAUUUACAUUCAGGGGUCCCUCGAGCUUGCAAGGUACUAA
Penicillium malachiteum is the source of this 222-nucleotide messenger RNA. RefSeq lists its product as uncharacterized. Lineage: Eukaryota; Fungi; Ascomycota; Eurotiomycetes; Eurotiales; Aspergillaceae. The record is from RefSeq and is a predicted model, not a curated record. The transcript has a single exon. The coding region runs from base 1 to 222 and encodes 73 amino acids.